Messenger RNA from Aspergillus lentulus, 1284 nucleotides. The record is from RefSeq and is a predicted model, not a curated record. NCBI's taxonomy places the organism in Eukaryota, Fungi, Ascomycota, Eurotiomycetes, Eurotiales, Aspergillaceae.
AUGGCGGAUUCGAGAAUUUCUUCUGUCGCGGAGAAUCAUACUGAGCGGAGGAAAAAGGCUCGUUCAAAAAGCCAGAUCAGGCAAGAUGUGUCCCCGAAUAGGCGGAAGACUCAGAUCAGGUUAGCACAGCGUGCAUAUCGCUCACGAAAGGAGGCCGAGCUACAAGCACUGAGGGCUCGUGUUCGUGAACUGGAUAUGCUCAUGGAGCGAAUGAACGAGACAUUUCUAUCCUUCACUGACAAUCUGAUCGAAUCCGGCAUCUUGUUAACAUACCCAGGUGUUGCGCGGAAACUCCACCAAACUAUAGCGCAAUCUCUAUCCCUUACAAAUCGGGCAGUUUCAGUGGCAGAAGAUGUCGCUGAACCCCCCAAUGCUGAGACAACUGCGCCAGAAGCAAAAGCGAACGCGGGUGUUGUUGAUGUGACGCAGCAGGAUGUAGCCAACACUAACGACACCUUUGAUGUCACUAAUAUCCCUCUUCCUGACAUCCUAGAGUUUACUGUACGGGCUCAGCGACAGGCUAGCAGCCAAUACCCGGCCCAGACAACUCAACAAUCUAACCUUGCAGUAUCGGAAAUACCAACAGAAGCAACACCCCUUUAUUCAACACCGUUAUUCUGGAAUACCCCAUCUUCCAGCACAUAUAGCCUGGAAGGAACAAGUUUCGCUCACCGACUCUAUCGAGCUUGUGUCGAACAAGGACAUCAGUGUCUAACGAAUCCCCCUUAUCAGCUUGAGGAACUCACAUACAAAUUCAGGCUUCCUCUGAAAGUCUUUACGCUACACAAUAUCAGAGCGCAUUUCGAGGAAUCUCUAAGUGGUGGACGUCAAGGAACCCUUAUGGAGCUGAAUAUCCCUUUUUUUAGUAUUGGUGGCGCAGGAACGCAUUUUAAACACAACCAGAGGAGCUAUGACGCCGACAAUGGUUCGUUCCAGCCGAGCAUAAUACAGGUUGCGACAGAACGAGUCGACGCUGACAUGCUGGGUGACUGGUUUGAUUGUUAUGAUGUGGAGGGAUAUCUGGAAAGAUGUAGGAUCGUCCCCGUUCAGACCCUUGCCCAGGCAAAGAUGACGGUUCCUGCGGCUCUUCCGGGCUUGGAACGCGAGCAACGUGUCUCUGGUCCGAGCACUUCCCUACAGAUUGGGAACCAAAAGAUCAUCGAUGAAACGAUAUUAAUCGAAUUGCUAAGAAUCUCUUGCGUGUGCCUCGGCAGAGCCCCAGGGUUUCCUCGCGCUGCGGUCGAAUCCUUCACAAUGGAGUAUGCAACGUAUUACUCAAGUUAA